AUGGUGGAUACAAAGUUCCAAGACGAACGCGCGAGAAGGUGCAUCAAUGACGCCAUCGAGCGCUGUCCGAAGGAUACUAAGCAGUGGAUUGACGAGCAUAUGAGGGAAUUGGAGGAUUGUCGUUGGUGUUUCUCGACAUCAACCAAGAGGCGCAGUGAGGGAACGGGGGAGACAGGUUUCUCCAGUUCCAGGCGGAGGCGUUUGAGCUGCGAAAAGCUGUCUAGGUUAAAGUGUUAA
Molecule: messenger RNA, 237 nt
Organism: Phytophthora sojae
Lineage: Eukaryota; Oomycota; Peronosporomycetes; Peronosporales; Peronosporaceae
Exons: 1
Coding region: 1-237 (78 amino acids)
Source: RefSeq, a predicted model, not a curated record